Molecule: messenger RNA, 1176 nt
Organism: Carlito syrichta (Philippine tarsier)
Lineage: Eukaryota; Metazoa; Chordata; Mammalia; Primates; Tarsiidae
Gene: FOXN2
Product: forkhead box N2
Exons: 4
Coding region: 51-779 (242 amino acids)
Biological process (GO): regulation of DNA-templated transcription
Cellular component (GO): nucleus
Molecular function (GO): DNA-binding transcription factor activity; cis-regulatory region sequence-specific DNA binding
Source: RefSeq, a predicted model, not a curated record
AUGGAAAAGGUUCCUUAUGGUGUGUUGAUCCAGAAUAUAAACCCAAUCUCAUGCAGGCACUGAAGAAGCAAUCUUUUCCCUCAGCAUCAACAUUUUACACCCCUCCCGCAUCUCCACAAAAUGGCUCUUUAUCACCUCACUAUCUAAGCUCUAUACUCAAGCAGAACCAGGUGCGAACUCUCAAAGAAUCUGAUAUUGAUGCUGCCACUGCAAUGAUGCUUUUAAAUACUUCUAUAGAACAAGGAAUUUUAGAAUGUGAGAAGCCUCUUCCUCUUAAAACAGCAUUGCAAAAAAAGAGGAGUUAUGGCAAUGCUUUCAGUCAUCCUAGUGCUGUACGAUUACAUGAGAGUGAUUCUUUAGCCACCAGCAUUGAUCCAAAAGAAGAUCACAAUUACAGUGCAAGUAGCAUGGCAGCACAGCGCUGCGCAUCCAGGUCGAGCAUGUCUUCCCUGUCUUCUGUGGAUGAGGUGUAUGAGUUUAUCCCAAAGAGCAGCCACGUGGGAAGUGACGGCAGUGAAGGAUUCCAUAGUGAAGAAGAUACAGAUGUGGAUUAUGAAGAUGAUCCUCUUGGAGACAGUGGCUAUGCAUCACAGGCCUGUGCAGAAGUUUUUGAAAAAGGACAGUCAGGCAAAAAGAUGCGAAAACAGUCACGUCAAGAAAUUGAUGAGGAGCUCAAAGAGGCAGCUGGAUCUCUGCUCCACCUUGCUGGAAUUCGCACAUGUCUAGGUUCCCUAAUAAGUACUGCAAAGACACAAAAUCAAAAGCAACGGAAAAAAUAGAAAUACUUAUUAGUGUGAAAUUAUUUUAAAGUGUGGCAAUACUCUUUAACUCAACUCUUGACAAGGGAUAUCAAAGCCAUAAUGGACUUCUUUAGUUUUAGGGUGGGGGAGGGGUGCUAAUUACUUGUUAUUUUGUUUUCAAAACAUUUUUCGGUUUUUAAAUUUCUAUUAAGCAACUGCUCUUAGGAUCAUGCCCAAUCAUAAAUAUAUGAUGUGAAGGCCUAAAAGCAUAAUUUUUGUGAUAAGUGUCUCCAAGAUUUGGAAAUUUUUAUAUAAAAAAAAUCCCCAGCUUCUAUCUUAAACUUGUAGGAAAAAUCUGUUCUUCUAUUGAUAUGUCAAAAUGUAAGAUUUGGCAACUCUAUAACUUUUUAAAAAUUUUCUUUUCCAGUCUGCAAUU